GCCGCCGAAUUACCGAGUAGUGGGGUCAAACAUUCUUCAUGGUAAAAUUACCAAACUAACCCGUAUAUUACACAGCGUCAAAUUAGUCAAACCAACCUGCAAUUUCCCAUCUGUCUUGGUUAAAUAACCGCUUACUCAAACCGUCUCCUUCUCCUAGAUCGUCUCUGGCGUACCUUCAAUAAUCAUUUUUCCAAAAUGCAUUCCACAAAGCUCCGCCGGAAAGUGGCUCCGGCCAACGGAGUCCUUGACAAUUCCGCCGACAAGCAAGACCAGCUUCUACUCUCCGCAGCUAUCUGCAACGGCGAGGAUCUCGGUUCUUUUAUCCGCAAGGCCUUCGCUUCCGGUAAGCCCGAGACACUCCUCCACAAUCUCCGCCAGUUUGCUCGCUCCAAAGAGUCAGAAAUUGAGGAAGUUUGCAAAGCUCACUACCAAGACUUCAUUCUAGCCGUCGAUGAUCUUAGAUCCUUGCUCUCCGACGUCGAUUCGUUGAAAUCUUCACUUUCCGAUUCCAACUCCAAGCUUCAGUCCGUCGCUGGCCCCCUAUUAACGGUUCUCGACUCCUACAUCGAAGCUCAAACCGUCUCUCGCAAUGUGAACUUAGCUCUUACCUUGAUUGUGUCCUGUAUUAAGCUCAUGGAGCUUUGUACCAGAGCCAACCAUCACUUAUCCAGCGGUAAUUUCUACAUGGCCUUGAAGUGUGUAGACAUGAUGGAGACCGAGUUUUUGGAUAAAACGCCAUCGUCAACUUUGAAGCGGAUGUUGGAGAAGAAGAUUCCUGAGAUUCGAUCGCAUAUAGAGAGGAAAGUGAGUAAGGAGUUUGGUGAUUGGCUUGUGGAGAUCCGAGUAGUGAGUCGGAAUCUGGGGCAGUUAGCGAUAGGUCAAGCCUCUGCUGCGAGGCAGCGAGAAGAGGACCUGAGAAUCAAGCAGAGGCAAGCUGAAGAACAAAGUCGUCUCAGCUUGCGAGAUUGCGUCUAUGCUUUGCAAGAGGAAGAUGAUGACGAUGGGAUUAAUGGUGGGAUCGGAGAAGAUGUUAAGGAUGGGUAUAGCAGUGGUAGUGGAUUGCUAGGGUUUGAUUUGACUCCAGUAUAUAGGGCUUAUCAUAUACAUCAGACGUUAGGGCUUGAAGAUCGGUUUAAGCAGUACUAUUUUGAGAAUAGGAAGCUUCAAUUGACUUCAGAUUUUCAGGUAUCUUCCAUGACCCCGUUUCUUGAAUCUCAUCAAACUUUUUUUGCACAAAUUGCUGGGUUCUUUAUAGUAGAAGAUCGCAUUUUGAGGACUGGAGGGGGUCUCAUUUCGAGAAUGGACGUUGAGAAUUUGUGGGAGACUGCUGUUAGUAAGAUGUGUUCAGUGAUAGAAGAUCAUUUUUCUAGGAUGCAAACUGCAAAUCAUCUGUUGUUGAUUAAGGAUUAUGUGAGUUUGCUUGGAGUGACUUUGCGCAGAUAUGGCUAUCCUGUGGAUCCUUUAUUAGAUGUUUUGAGCAAGCACAGGGAUAAGUACCAUGAGUUGCUGUUGUCUGAUUGUCGUAAGCAGAUUGCUGAGGCACUUGCUGCUGAUAAGUUUGAGCAGAUGUUGAUGAAAAAAGAGUAUGAAUAUUCAAUGAAUGUGCUUUCAUUUCAGAUACAGACUUCAGAUAUUGUACCAGCUUUUCCUUACGUUGCACCCUUUUCAUCCACAGUACCAGAUUGUUGUCGAAUUGUGCGGUCCUUUAUUGAAGAUUCUGUGAGUUUUAUGUCUUACGGUGGGCAGCUUGAUUUCUUUGAUGUUGUUAAGAAGUAUUUGGAUCGGCUUUUGAGUGAGGUUCUGGAUGAAGCUUUACUGAAACUUAUAAAUACGUCAGUCCAUGGGGUUUCCCAAGCUAUGCAGGUUUCAGCAAAUAUGGCGGUGAUGGAACGUGCUUGUGAUUUCUUUGUUCGUCAUGCUGCACAGCUUUCUGGCAUUCCCUUGAGAAUGGCAGAGAGGGCUAGGAGGCAAUUUCCGCUAAACAAAGCUCGUGAUGCAGCAGAAGAGAUGCUAUGUGGGUUGCUUAAACAGAAGGUUGAUGGUUUCAUGACAUUGAUCGAGAACGUGAACUGGAUGGCUGACGAGCCCGUACAGAGUGGUAAUGAAUAUGUGAAUGAAGUCAUAAUUUAUUUGGAGACCCUGGUUUCUACUGCUCAGCAAAUUUUGCCGGUUAAUGUUCUCAAAAGGGUUUUACAAGAAGUUCUUUCUCAUAUAUCAGAGACGAUUGUCGGGGCAUUGUUUGGCGACUCUGUUAAGAGGUUCAAUAUAAAUGCUAUCAUGGGCAUUGAUGUGGAUAUCCGACUGUUGGAAUCUUUUGCGGAUAAUCUAGCUUCUUUAUUCUCUGAGGGAGAUGUAAAUCAGUUGAAAACAGCACUUGCUGAGUCAAGGCAGUUGACUAAUUUGCUUUUGAGCAAUCACCCUGAGAAUUUUUUGAACCCUGUAAUUAGGGAGAGGAGCUACAAUACGUUGGAUUAUAGGAAAGUAAUGACUAUAUCAGAGAAGUUGAGAGAUCCUUCAGAUAGACUGUUUGGAACAUUUGGGAGCAGGGGAUCUAGGCAGAACGCAAAGAAGAAAUCUUUGGAUGCUUUGAUAAAAAGACUCAAGGAUGUCAACUGAUUCAAUCAAGAGCUGUACGAAUUAUCCUUCUUCUUUCUCUUAACCAUUACAAUGAAAUCUUUCAUUACCUCUUUUGUUCAUUGCUAUUUUUAUUUGCUUCCAGUUUUUUACUCUUCUGAUUGUUCAAUAUAUAUGACAGUUAAUAUUUUUGUAUUUAUUACUCAUACAUAUGCAUAUGAUUGUUGUAUUGAAUUCUUUUUAAUAUUUGUAUUAGUGUGUACUGUACA
This is a messenger RNA of Manihot esculenta (cassava), 2843 nucleotides long. Its product is annotated as exocyst complex component SEC15B. The transcript has a single exon. The record is from RefSeq and is a predicted model, not a curated record. Lineage: Eukaryota; Viridiplantae; Streptophyta; Magnoliopsida; Malpighiales; Euphorbiaceae. Bases 196 to 2616 code for a protein of 806 amino acids. Gene Ontology annotation, biological process: Golgi to plasma membrane transport; exocytosis; intracellular protein transport. Gene Ontology annotation, cellular component: exocyst; membrane.